Molecule: messenger RNA, 772 nt
Organism: Abrus precatorius (Indian licorice)
Lineage: Eukaryota; Viridiplantae; Streptophyta; Magnoliopsida; Fabales; Fabaceae
Exons: 3
Coding region: 126-650 (174 amino acids)
Source: RefSeq, a predicted model, not a curated record
AUGUGGGAAGCAUUGGCUUGCAAGUGUCCUGUCCUAGUUGUCUAUCCAUUCAUAUCCAAAUCUGGAUACCCACUACCCAGGCAUAGAAAUUCAGGCAACUGAACAUCUCCCAAAGAAGACAGAGUAUGUCCCAACUCAAGAAGGGCCUGUGUUGUGGCUUUCACAUCCAUAACCAUAAUGUAAGCUCACUCACACAGUCACCGGCUACUCUAUCUCUAUGCAACUCCACCAGUUACCAUACCCGAAAGCCGCCAUUAAAAAUGAGUCACGUCCACAUACCCAAUUCUCCACUUCAAUCAUUGAAGCGCAUGACACGCGUCAAACAACGGAGGAUGUUGAAACCUUUAUCAGCGGGUCUUCGCUUUCCAUCGCCACUAGACCUCACAGAAAACAACGUGAGACAGGUUUUGGUCGACGCUCGAGAGGAGCUGGGUCAGAUCUUUGACACUUCUGUUGGUAUCACAGGAGUGGUUGAACUGGCUGAGUUGGAUGGACCCUUCGUGAAGAUUAGCCUAAAGGGUCGGUUUUGGCACAAGCGUUCCACGGUCCUUGCCAGGGUCGGUAAUUAUCUUAAACAAAGGAUUCCUGAGAUUUUAGAGGUUGAUAUAGAAGACGAGAAACAGUUGGAUGAUAGUCCUGAGAAUUUCUAAGGUAUCCCGCACGGCUUGCUACUCUGUGUUGUUGGUUUCUUUUCUUUAUUCUUUUGUUGUAGUUGGUCUACGACUCCUCGAUUGCCUUACACGAGAAUUUGUUUAUUGUGGAUGAGAAACCA